This is a messenger RNA of Fomitopsis serialis, 3066 nucleotides long. RefSeq lists its product as uncharacterized. The record is from RefSeq and is a predicted model, not a curated record. Bases 135 to 2969 code for a protein of 944 amino acids. Lineage: Eukaryota; Fungi; Basidiomycota; Agaricomycetes; Polyporales; Fomitopsidaceae. Gene Ontology annotation, biological process: protein phosphorylation. Gene Ontology annotation, molecular function: protein kinase activity. The transcript is spliced from 9 exons.
CAGACGACGCGAAAGGCAGCCACUGCGUGUUCCUCGUGCAAUCUGAUAAGUUCUGUUACACGAGAACACAAUUCAUCACGAAAAUAUACCGCUUUUGGGCAGAAUAAGCCUUGGCCAUCAAUCCCAAAUCAAACAUGCCUCGCGGACGCGUAAACAUGCCGCCCUCGCACUUUGCUCCUCGCUCCUCCCACUCUCAUCCCGACUACAUCGACAUCGACGUCGACGUCGACAUUGACUUCUCCGAGCACCCCCAGCACGACAGUCCGAUGACUGACAAAGCUACACCCCGCCAAAAACGGCCGCAACAGUACCACAGCGAUCUCGACCACGCUCAACGGGCUAACCCAGAGGAGAUGGCUGCCUGGACGGAAGAGAUUUACGACCGGAUCAGGGAGUACCCCGACCCCAUCAACGAGUACCUGUCAAGCAUGCUGCCAUCGGAUACACCUAUCCCUGACUGUCCGCCGACGGACGAACUGUUCACGGUGAUUCCGACCACGGAGGGCACACUCGAAGCGACGAUGUAUGGACCAUUGGUGACGGCACUGAGUCAGCUAGUCAGCUCAUUUCCACUCGACGUGCGGCCUCAGUUCUACAACUACGGCCACAAAACCAUGUAUUUCCCGUAUAAGCCGUAUGAGUCCGAGCAGCACUCGACCAAGCCGGACGUGAUCGCGACUAUACCGGCCCUGCCCGUCGUGGAACCAACUUACCAGUGGAGACAUGUCGCAUUGGUGUUCGAACUCAAGUCGGAGUCAGGUCAUGACCCGAUGGUGCAGCUUGCGAAGAGUGCGCGUAACAUCUUAUUCUCGCAGGGGAGGCUGUUCGCAUUCGUCGUCGGCAUAUACGGGGACCAGGCUCGAAUCUACCGCUUCGACCGCGCGGGAGCGAUGUGUUCACGCCGAUUUGAAUACAAGAAGCGUCCAGAGAUAUUCCACGAGUUCCUGUGGCGACUGCUCCAUCCCAGGCUAUCCGAGUGCAGGCUCGUCGGAGAAGACCCUACGAUGACGCCAGGUACCGGGGCGGACCUAGAUGAAGUGCGCUCUCUGACGAAAGCCCGCGAUCCCAAAUGGGCCAGCACGCAGAAGACGGUGCGGCGGAUCAUCGUGACGGACAAGCAGAAGAACGAGACGACGUAUCUGGCGUACAAGCUGCUCUUCGCGUACAAAGUCGGCGAAGAAGAGGAGAAUAAGGGUAGGAGGUACGUCGUGAAGGAGUCAUGGCGGCAAUUGGGUCGUUUCCGCGAAAGCGACUUCUAUGAGGCGCUACGAGACGCCACGGGGGGCGAACCGAUCUUCGGCGUGGCUUCUUUCAUUCACGCCGAGGAACUCGGUGAUCGCGACGAGGAAGAGCGGAAACGAGAGGCAAAUGCGCGGCGCCUGAGAUCGCAGAGCCGUGCACCUCCGGGCAUGACAUUAGUCGGUUACCGGACCAUUGCAGGGGCGCACAACGCACCGGAGAUGGGGCGGCUGAACGAACGGAGCCAUACACGGCUCGUCUUGGAGACGGUCGGUACGCCGCUCGCGAGGUUCAAGCGUACGAAGCAGCUGGCCAUGGCGCUGCGAGACGCCAUAGAGGGCCGGGUCAUCCACCGCGAUAUCAGUGAAGGGAAUGUGAUGAUCGCUCCAGAGGGUGCCGCCUUCUCAGGCUUCAUCCAGGACCUCGACUACAGUUUCAACUGGAAGUGGUUCCUCCAUAAGCGCGAAACGCAAGUGGAUCUCGCCAAGUGGGAGGAGUACUGUGUUCAACACGGUCACGAGCCGCGCAGCAAGAAGGAUCCAGACAACGACUCCAAGGAGCGCACAGGCACAGUCUUCUUUAUGGCUGUCGAAAUUCUGCAGGCCGAGAUCACCCAUGAAGCACGACAUGACCUGGAGUCGUUCUAUUGGCUCCUUGUCUUCAUCGUGCUCCGGCAUACCAAACAUGGCCACCACCUUGAAACAGGCGCCUUCGGGAGCCUGUUCUGCCACUCCGACUGGGAUCAAUGCGUACGAGAAAAGAAAGCUUGGCUAAUAGACGAGAAAGCCCCUCUGGCGGUGCCUGGGAACGAACCGUUGACGUCAUUGCUCGAAAAACUCCGCAAGCGCACAACGCAUCGCGACAUACUCGAUAUAUUCGAUACGGUGCUAGCUGAAGACGUGGUCUGGCCGGACAACGACGCUGCCCUGGUGUGGAAACUUCCACAGACCGCAACAUUACCGCCAGAGAUGGCGAAGUCGGUGGGCCAGUCGGUGCAGCCGGGCUCUCUGGAUCCAAGGACGGGUGACAAAAGAGAAUCUCCCCGCCCGCCCCCAAAUGACGACGAUCAGCAAGGCAUGAUUGCAGGUGUCUCAAGCGGGGAUGCCGCUACUGGCCAGGUCCAACAAGGGGCAGGUGAAAAGUAUGACGCGGCCACACAAGCAGCUGUCGACGAGCCGGCAGAUGAAGAAAUUGCGUUCUGGCAGGGCAGACCGGCUUCCGUUCAGCCGGCGGUGCAACCCAAGCCCAGUACCUCUCAACCGCGCGCACGGAAGGAGACUCGAGCACAGGUCGGCAGAGGGGCAAAAAGCGGUCGUCGUGCCGAGUCGCCGCCAGCGGCGAAGCGUCCAGCAACCCGCAAGAGAGCAGCACCGAGUCGCAGCGUCGCCGAGACGUGGCCGGCCAGCCAUGUUGACGCGGAGGGUGCAAGCUCAGGUCAUCGCUACAAUCUCCGUUCGUCUAGCCGCCGUAACUUGGCUGUGCCGAGCACAUCUGACGCAGUCGAUGUUGCGCCGAUUGCUGGGCGGCGGACGACCCGUUCGCGCGCACAGGCGACGUCGAAGGAGCAGGACACGGGCUCGAGGGACAGCAGUGUGGGGAAGCGUGGCCGUGCUAGAGAGGAACCUGAUGGGAUCGAAGAAGACCCAGAGUCGCAGUCGUCGAAACGGCAGAGGACUCUCAGUCAACCCCGAGGCAGGAAGACGGCGAAGAAGCAGGGAAAGAAACCGUGACUGGCUUUAAUUUGCAUCCAGCCCGCAAGUCGUUGGCUGGGUCCACCGUAGAUGAGGAUUUGACAGUGUGUAAUAGAGUAUCGGUUUCUUCAUUCAU